Molecule: messenger RNA, 1818 nt
Organism: Pochonia chlamydosporia 170
Lineage: Eukaryota; Fungi; Ascomycota; Sordariomycetes; Hypocreales; Clavicipitaceae
Product: siderochrome-iron transporter (Sit1)
Exons: 1
Coding region: 1-1818 (605 amino acids)
Biological process (GO): transmembrane transport; intracellular iron ion homeostasis
Cellular component (GO): endosome; vacuolar membrane
Molecular function (GO): siderophore-iron transmembrane transporter activity
Source: RefSeq, a predicted model, not a curated record
AUGUCACGUUCAACUUCUCAAAGACCGCUUUUCAGCCGUCUAUCCCAACCGGAUCAUCAACCGGCACUCUUUUCGUCUCGAAGCUCCGACGAUGUUCACGAACGGACCUCACUCCUAUCGUCCGAGUCUGCUCCGGGCGGCGUCCGAAACCGUGCCGCUGGAGUGGCGCGAAUGGAAAUCGUUGCCUCGCAGUUGACGACCCGGGAAAGGGUAUGGCUCUUCUUUGGGAUAUUCCUCGUCGGAUAUGCAUACGGUCUGGAGAGCCAAGUUCGGUCAACCUAUCAACCAUACGCCACCUCGUCCUUUUCGUUGCACUCGUACCUGUCCACCAUCAAUGUGCUUCGCAGUGUCAUAGCUGUGGCUGUCCAACCGACGGCUGCCAAAAUCGCCGACAUCUUUGGUCGCUUUGAAAUAGUCGUUGCCUCUACAGUAUUUUACGUCCUUGGCAUGUCUAUCGAAUCUACCGCAUCGUCGGUAUAUGCCUUUUGCGCUGGCGCAGUCAUCUACCAGAUUGGAUAUACUUGCAUCGUGUUGCUGCUGGAAGUUCUCGUUGCCGACUUUUCGUCGAUGCGAGCUCGCGUGUUUUUCAGUUAUAUACCAGCUCUACCGUUUGUCAUCAACACUUGGAUCAGCGGAAAUGUCACCUCUGCUGUGUUGGCAGUCACGACUUGGCGAUGGGGAAUCGGCAUGUGGUGUAUUAUAUAUCCCAUUUGCUCGUUGCCUCUCCUUAUCACGCUAUAUUCCAUUGAUCGGCGAGUUGCACUCCCCAAGCAUGGCGGUCCCAAGAACUUCCGAGAUACAUGGAACUUUUUGGGUCUUGGAAAGUCUACAAGGGGGCUGGCAGAACAGCUAGAUGCCGUUGGACUUGUCACCAUGGUCGCUGGAUUCAGCUUUAUUCUCGCCCCUGUCUCUAUUAUUGGCAGUACGACUGAACACUGGAGAAACCCUUAUGUUAUUGCAUCGCUAGCGAUUGGUUUCGUUUGCAUACCAGUCUUCAUCUUUUGGGAACGACGUGGCGCCAAGACUCCUUUGGUCCCUUUCCACCUCUUGACUGACCGAGGCGUUUGGGCUGCCCUCGCUGUUCGAAGUUUGCUAAAUUUUGCUUGGUAUGUCCAAGGCAACUACUUAUACACCGUUCUCAUUGUUGCGUUCGACUUUUCCAUCGGUACCGCUACCCGUAUUCUAUCCUUUUAUUCCUUCUUUGGCGUCAUUAGCGGCGUCAUCAUAGGCCUUGUUGUCUACAAAAUCCGCCGAUUGAAAGCCAUCAUUGUUGCAGGAACAGUCUUAUUUACCGUUGCAUUUGUCGUACUUUAUAACUUUACCGGUGGAGCGACGACAAGAUCUCAAGCCGGGAUGAUCAGUGGACAGGUACUCAUGGGUCUUGCAAGCGGUUUGUUUGCCUACCCAACGCAAGCGUCUAUACAAGCAUCCGCAACUCGUGACCAUGUUGCAAUCCUUACCGGCUUAUAUUUGUCGUUUUACAACGUCGGAAGCGCGUUUGGCACAUGUUUGGCAGGUGCCAUUUGGAGCCAGUCUCUGUACCCUGCUUUGGAGGAAAAUCUUGCCUUUCAACCCAACAGGACUUUGGCAAGAGAUAUUUAUAAUGCACCAUUUCCCAUUGUGGCGCUAUAUCCUGUUGGCACGGAGAUUCGAACUGCCAUUAUUGACAGUUACGAGUCUGUGCAGCGAUUGCUUUGCAUGGCAGGCUUGUUUUUAUGCAUACCGAUGAUUGCGUUUGCAUUAGCGCUGAGAAACCCGAAACUCUCUGAGCAACAAAUUCAAGAGGAGGCCCAUGAAGCAGACGAGGAGAAUGCAUGA